UUGAAUUCUUAAGUCAUUAAUUUUUUUGAAAUUAAUUAUAAUUCAUUAUAAUAUUAAGGAAUAAUUAUUAAAAAGUUAAUACAAAAAGAUAAAAUGUAUCCUAAAUAAACAUAGACUAGCUAUAAGCCAUAGCAACACCCCGCUGUUACUCAGCGUUAAUUUAUUGCAAAUGAUACUUACUUCAAUUAAUAGCAUUAUUAAAGACAUGAAAUCGAAGAUGCUCUUGCUAGAGAGCUUUAAAGAAGAAAACUUGAUGAUGAAGCCAAAUAAAGAGAAAUUUAAAAAAUUUAUGAAGAAUCUGAAGAAUUAAAAUUGUUAAAAGAAAAGAUUAGAAUGGCCUAAGUUAACAAAGAAAGAACUCGUUAAAUUGCUGAAAAUUAAUUAAGAAAGUUUUAAACCAAGAAAGUAGAAGCAGAGCUUGAAGAAAAUAUUUUAAGAAAAUGCGAAGAAGAAAAGCGUUACGAAGCUGAAAAGGAAAGAAUUCUGAACGAGCAAAGAAUGCAAGGAAGAUUUGUUUUACAAUAAUAAAUGCUUGAAAAGAGACAAGCUGCUGAAGAAGCUCAUCAACAAUACUUAUUAGAAAAGGAUUAAGUCAAUGCUAUAGUAUAAAAUAUCAUUAAUGAAGAUAAAAUGGCCUAUGAAUCAGACAAGCUUAAAAAGAAGAGAAAUUAUCAAGAUAUGGUUGAAGCUCUUUAAGAAAAAGCUGAAAGAAAAGCUUAAGAAAAGAUUAAUGAAUAGCUUGAAAAUGCUAAAUACAAGAAAUUCUUUGAACAAAAAGAACAAAUGCAAUAAGAAAUCAAAAAGAAAAGAGAAGAGUUAGAAGCUCAAAAAGCCAUCAUUUUUGAAAGACUUAAAGCUGAAGAAGAAAGAAGAAGAAAGGAAAAAGAAUUAAUCGAAGAUCUUAGAAUGGAGUUAUACAAAGAAGAAUUUGAAGCUUAGGAACGUAGAAAAGAUCGUGAAGAAAGAGAAAAGAGAGAAAGAACUAAAUAAGAACUUUAAGAAGCUGAAAGACAACAUAAAUACGAUAAAGAAAGGUAGCUUGCAGAAGAAAAAAGAAUGGAACAAUAAUUCAGAGAAAAGAUGAUGGAGAAGUAUGCCUAGGAUGAAAAACUAGAAUAAUUAUCUGCUCAAAGACGCAGAAUGAAAGAAAUUGAUCAUAAAAAAGAAGUCGAAAGAUUAUGGCAAGAGAAACUAGAAAUGUAUAGAGAAGAAAGAGAAAGAGAAUUAGAAGAAGCCAGAAAGAACGAAGAGUUAAAGAGCUAUAAGGACGAGCUAAUUAGAUUAGAAAAAGAAAGAUUACUUAGAGAAUAUUUAGACGAAUUGGCUGGAUUUAUGCCAAAAGGUUUAUUAUAAACUAAGGAGGAUACUAAAUUCUUAAAAAAUUAAAAUCCAUAUGCUUAACGUACAGGAUUUGCCAGCAAUUUCAAAAUUAUGUGA
Molecule: messenger RNA, 1437 nt
Organism: Tetrahymena thermophila SB210
Lineage: Eukaryota; Ciliophora; Oligohymenophorea; Hymenostomatida; Tetrahymenidae
Product: tumor suppressor mitostatin protein
Exons: 6
Source: RefSeq, a predicted model, not a curated record